This is a messenger RNA of Aspergillus ochraceoroseus IBT 24754, 800 nucleotides long. RefSeq lists its product as uncharacterized. Bases 134 to 580 code for a protein of 148 amino acids. Gene Ontology annotation, cellular component: mitochondrion. Gene Ontology annotation, molecular function: oxidoreductase activity. The record is from RefSeq and is a predicted model, not a curated record. Lineage: Eukaryota; Fungi; Ascomycota; Eurotiomycetes; Eurotiales; Aspergillaceae. The transcript is spliced from 3 exons.
CAACCUCAUCUUAACCACCAUACAAGCAAUCAGUCAAUCAAUCAAUCAAUCAAUCAAUCCAUCCAUCCAUCCAUCCAUCCAUCCAUCAACCAAACCAAUCUAUCCAAAUAAUCACUCCCAAAGCACAAACACAAUGGUUUUCCGCUUCCCCAAAACCCUCGACCCAAUAACCCUCUUCCACACCCCCUCCAGCACCCCCUCAACCCGCGCCUACAACAUCCUAAAAGCCGCCUCGGCCGCCGCAGCCGCAGCCGACUCCCCGGCGCCCGGCGAACGCGGCGAAUUCCAGCUCGAGAUCACGACCGCCGCCCCCACGCCCGACCAGCUGCGCAGCAUUCUGGAUUUCGUGAAUGUGGCUGGGAACUUGGCGACGGGGGGGGAUGCGGGCGGCGCGGGCGGCAAGUAUGAGGUUGGCCGGAUUGUUAGCGGGGCGAGGGAUGCGGAGGAUGCGCUGAGGCGGUUUAAGGAGGAUGCGGGGAGGUUUGUGCGGCCUAUUACGGUUGAUUGGACGAAUGGUCAGGCUGUUGUUGGGGAUAAUGAGUCGGAGAUUCUUAAAAUGGUACGACGGGCGAACGAGUAAUCGGACAUACGAGGAAAAAAGAUGGCUAGAAUAGAAUGUAUUAUCAGGUCUACGAUACGCUUGUGUAUCAUACAAACUCCACUCCAUCCAUCCAUGACCCAUACCCGAUCAUGCAUUAAACUCAUACUCGCUAACAACAUGGCCAUAUCAAUCGAGACCAGCUCGCGGACAGAACUAAACCGAAAUAAAAGCUUAAGCUGUUCUGGAACCCCCUUAAAAC